AUGGCCCUCCUUGGCAUCCUCUCGUCGCUCGACGGUCCUUCAUGGGCUGCGCUGGUGUUUGCAGCGGUCGUCCUCGUCCACGUUGUACCCUACCUCCUUGACCCGCACGGGUUUCGGUCCUACCCCGGGCCAUUCCUAGCCAAGCUCUCUGACUUCUGGUUGGGCAAGGUUGCCGCAGACGGUCACCGCUCUGAGCGAGUCCACGAGCUGCAUGAAAUAUAUGGCAACUGGACCUUUGUGCGCAUAGCGCCCAACCACCUCUCCAUAGCGGACCCGGACGCGCUUCAGAUCGUGUACGGCCAUGGGACGGGCACACUCAAGUCCGACUUCUACGACGCGUUCGUGUCCAUCCAACGCGGACUUUUCAACACGCGCUCGCGCACGGAUCACGCCCGCAAGCGCAAGAUCGUCUCGCACAUCUUCUCGCAGAAGAACGUGCUGGAGUUCGAGCCCCACGUCCGUGUGCACCUCAUCCAGUUAUUUAAGCAAUGGGAUCGCCUUUGUGCAGGUGGCGCACGCGGCGAGGCUGGGGACGAAGGCGAGGGCGGCUGGCGCGGCCGUGACGGACGCGUCUGGUACGACUGUCUGCCGUGGUACAAUUAUUUGGCAUUCGACAUCAUCGGCGAUCUCGCGUUCGGUGCGCCCUUCGGCAUGCUGACCUCCUGCAAGGACUCUGCACCCGUCGCGGUCUCGCAGGACGACGCGAUGGCGACGUACGGAAAGGACGCAGCCUACAAGGUGGAGCACUUCCCCGCCGUGCAGGUGCUGAACGACCGCGGCGAGUACUCGGCGUCCAUGGGCGUCGUCCCGCCUCGUUGGCGCCCACUCGUGAAGCGCCUCCCGUGGUACAACAAGGGGAACCAGGCCGUGCAGCGGCUCGCGGGGAUUGCGAUUGCGGCCGUCGCGCGCCGACUGUCCGUGCCUGAGAGCGACCGACACGACCUGCUCGAGAAGCUGCAGGAGGGUCGGGACGACAAUGGGGACCCCAUGGGGCGCGCGGAGCUCACUGCGGAGGCGCUCACGCAGCUCAUCGCCGGCUCGGACACCACGUCGAAUUCGUCGUGCGCGAUCACGUACUAUCUCGCAAAGUACCAGCACGUGCAGGAGAAGCUGCAGAAGGAGCUCGACGACGCGCUUGGCGGGGAGGACGACUCGGUCGCGUCCUACGAGCAGGUAAAACGCCUCCCGUACCUCGACGCGGUGAUCAACGAGGCGCUGCGCAUCCACGCGACGUCGGGCAUCGGCCUCCCACGCCUCGUACCUGCUGGGGGGCUCGAGGUCUGCGGGCGGUGGUUCCCCGAGGGCGCGGUGCUGUCUGUCCCAACAUACACGAUUCACCGCGACAAGGCUGUGUGGGGCGACGACGUCGAGGAGUUCCGCCCCGAGCGCUGGUUCGAGCAGGACAAGGUCGCGGUGCAGAAGACGUUCAACCCGUUCUCCUUUGGCCCCAGGAGUUGCGUCGGACGGAACCUCGCGAACCUGGAGCUGCUCGUCAUCGUCGCGUCAAUCUUCCGCCGCUACCACUUCGUGCUCGAGGACCCCAGCGCUCCGCUGGCGACAAACGAGGGCUUCUUGCGCAAGCCGCUCAAGUGCAUCGUCGGUAUGAAGCGCAGGAACGUAUGA
Molecule: messenger RNA, 1623 nt
Organism: Trametes versicolor FP-101664 SS1
Lineage: Eukaryota; Fungi; Basidiomycota; Agaricomycetes; Polyporales; Polyporaceae
Product: cytochrome P450 monooxygenase pc-bph
Exons: 7
Coding region: 1-1623 (540 amino acids)
Molecular function (GO): heme binding; iron ion binding; monooxygenase activity
Source: RefSeq, a predicted model, not a curated record